This is a messenger RNA of Melozone crissalis (California towhee), 3007 nucleotides long. It is a transcript of the gene FBXL4, whose product is annotated as F-box and leucine rich repeat protein 4. Bases 307 to 2169 code for a protein of 620 amino acids. Gene Ontology annotation, cellular component: SCF ubiquitin ligase complex. The transcript has 9 exons. Gene Ontology annotation, biological process: SCF-dependent proteasomal ubiquitin-dependent protein catabolic process. The record is from RefSeq and is a predicted model, not a curated record. Lineage: Eukaryota; Metazoa; Chordata; Aves; Passeriformes; Passerellidae. Gene Ontology annotation, molecular function: protein binding.
GCCCGGCGCGGCGGCGGCUCCGGCGGCCCGGGCAGCUCCGCCCUCCGGACGGGUAUUAAAAUGCUUUCUAUGGGGACUUCUGCUUCUGAUGCCAGGACUCUUUUGAAGACCUCAUUUGUUGCAUGGUUUAAAGGAAGAUGAUGUUGUUAGUGAAUUCUGAGCAUCCUUCGGGAGGCUGAUGACCCUUCUGUUGUUGCUGUGUGCUGUCAUGGACAGCUUCAAACGCUCUUUUCCAAAACACCACAGGCAGUUAAUGCAACUUACAAAGGACUCCUGACUUUUUGCAUCUUCCUAAGACCUAUCUAGAUGCCACCAGUGUUUCCCAUGCUAACAGUCCUGAGCAUGUUUUACUACAUGUGCCUUCGGCGCCGGGCGAGGACAGCGACGAGAGGAGAGAUGAACAGUCGGAGGGCCAUUGAAUCCAACACCCGCGCCUUGCCCAUCAACGUUGAGAUAGUUCAGUAUGCCAAAGAAGUGCUGGAUUUCAGCUCUCACUAUGGCAGUGAGAACAGCAUGUCCUAUACCAUGUGGAAUUUAGCAGGGAUUCCCAACGUGUACCCUAGUUCUGGUGACUUUACCCAGACUGCUGUCUUUCGAACUUACGGCACCUGGUGGGAUCGCUGCCCGAGCGCCCGGCUGCCUUUCAAGAGGACUCCAUCCACCUUCUGUAGCCAGGACUAUGUGGAACUUGCUUUUGAAGAGCCAGUUUAUCCCACUGCAGUGCACAUUCUGGAAACCUAUCAUCCUGGAGCUGUAGUCAGGAUUUUGGCAUGCUCUGCAAAUCCUUACUCACAAAAUCCACCAGCUGAAGUAAGAUGGGAAAUACUGUGGUCUGAGGCACCUACAAAGGUGAAUGGUCCUCAGGCUCGGCAGUUCACACCUUGUAUCAAGCAGAUAAACUUCCCCACAAACUUGAUCCGACUGGAGGUGAACAGCUCCCUUCUGGACUAUUACACUGAACUGGAUGCAGUGGUACUACAUGGUGUGAAAGAGAGGCCUGUGCUUUCACUUAAGACUUCCAUGAUUGAUAUGAAUGAUAUAGAUGAAGAUGAGGAUGAAGAAAAAUUUGCCUGUGGAAUGGACGCCCUUAAUAAACAGUUCAGCAUUGUUACCCUCAGGGAAUGGCCAACUAAUGGAUAUUUUGAUAAACUGCCUUAUGAGCUCAUCCAGUUGAUUUUGAGUCACCUUACAGUACCAGACCUGUGUAGACUAGCACAAACUUGUAAGCUACUGUAUCAACAUUGCUGUGACCCUCUGCAGUACAUUCAUCUCAGUUUACAACCUUACUGGGCAAGGAUUAAUGACACAUCCCUGGAGCACCUACAGUCUCGCUGCACACUCAUCCAGUGGCUGAAUUUAUCUUGGACUGGAAACAGGGGAGCCAUCUCUGUUUCUGGAUUUAGCAGGUUCCUGAAAGUCUGUGGCUCUGAGCUAGUACGUCUUGAGUUGUCUUGUGGCCAUUUCCUCAAUGAAACAUGCUUGGAGGUCAUCACUGAAAUGUGUCCAAAUCUUCAGGAAUUAAAUCUCUCAUCAUGUGAUAAAAUACCACCUCAGGCUUUCAACCACAUAGCCAAAGUGGGCAGCCUAAAGCGUCUCAUUCUCUACAGAACGAAAGUGGAGCAAACAGCCCUGCUCAGUAUCUUGAACUUCUGCUCGGAGCUGCAGCACCUCAGCCUGGGCAGCUGCGUCAUGAUUGAAGACUAUGACCUUAUAGCAAGCAUGAUGGGAGCAAAAUGCAAAAAGCUUCGCAGUCUGGAUUUGUGGAGAUGUAAAAACAUAACAGAAAGCGGGAUCGCGGAGUUGGCUUCGGGCUGCCAGCUUUUGGAAGAGCUUGACCUUGGUUGGUGUCCUACGCUCCAGAGCAGCACAGGCUGCUUCACAAACCUUGCACGCAAACUGCCCAACCUGCAGAAGCUCUUCCUUACGGCCAACAGGUCUGUGUGUGACACUGACAUCGAGGAGCUCGCUGCCAACUGCACGCACCUACGGCAGCUGGAUAUACUGGGAACGAGGAUGGUGAGCCCUGCAUCUUUAAGAAAAUUGCUGGAGUCUUGUAAAGAUCUUUCUUUACUCGACGUGUCCUUCUGUUCACAGAUCGAUAAUAGAGUUGUGCUAGAACUGAAUGCCAACUUUCCUAAUGUGUUCAUAAAAAAGAGUUUCACCCAGUGACUCCCUACAUAUGCUGCUGUGGAACUCGUUUGACAGAGUUGUUUUCCUGUAAAUUUGUGCUGAUUUUUUAUUUUAAGGAGAAUAUAAAUCUGCUAUAAAAUAGUGGAAACUAUUAAUUAUCUACACAAAUGGGUAAAAUACAUUUAAAUGUAUUAUGUUUCUUUAAGUUGAUAUUGUACCUAAGAAUUAUUUUGCUCUGUUAAUUGGUGGCACUGCAUGUUUUUAAAUACUAGCCAUAUGUCUGGCUUUAAUGAGAAGCAAAUGAAUGUCUUCUUCAAUGUCCCUUCACAGGGUGUUAUACACAAUACACUGUGUUAAUAUCCAGGUGAAAGCAGAAGUUCAAUAUUUAUCAGUAAGGAAAAUAUGGGUGCUUCCUUUUCAUGUGUUUGUGUGUGUAUAUAUAAAUGUAUCCAUAUGUAUUUGUAUAUACAUACACAGAUAUUGUAGCAUUCUAGUUUGACCUGCAUCAUAAGAUUUUAUCAUCUGGCCUAUAAUUAGUUAUUUGAAAACCAGUUUAAGUGUGUAAAAGAACAGAUAGAAAAAGCUCUUUGUCUUCUUUGAGUUUUGGCAGUGAAUUGUAUCUGCUAGAGUUUUCUCCCUUUCUUCACCUGAAAUAGAUGUAGUGAUGUUUCACAGUCCAGCCUAAGCAGCACAACAGAUAAAUGCAAGAAAGAACCUGGACCACCUGAACUUAGAGCAGAAAUGCAAGAUAAAAUUGACAGCUGCUUCUUGGUAUUGAGAUACAAAGUUUAAGCCAAGUACUUAGAUGUUAUAACUGGUGAUUUGUAGAAAACUCCAGGGUAGUUUCCUUUUCAAAUUUCUGUCAUGGUCAAGACUU